Bicyclus anynana (squinting bush brown) is the source of this 570-nucleotide messenger RNA. Its product is annotated as cuticle protein 8-like. The coding region runs from base 55 to 501 and encodes 148 amino acids. The transcript has 4 exons. The record is from RefSeq and is a predicted model, not a curated record. NCBI's taxonomy places the organism in Eukaryota, Metazoa, Arthropoda, Insecta, Lepidoptera, Nymphalidae. Gene Ontology annotation, cellular component: extracellular matrix.
ACCGCGGGUACCUCGCUAUCCACAUCAAUCACUGACCAACUGCAAUACAGAACAAUGUUCGCUAAAAUCGUAGCUUUCGGUGCCAUGCUGGCCGCGGCCAACGCUGGUCUGAUUGGACACGCUGUUUCCUCCCAAAGCAUCGUUCGUCAUGAUGAGGGACACGUUGGCGCUUCGUUGGCGUAUGCUGCACCUUUGGCCUACGCCUCUGCUGCCUACGCUCCUGCUGCCUACGCUCCCGUUGCUAGCUAUGCUGGCCACGACCAAUACGCCUACCCCAAAUACGACUUCGCCUACUCAGUAGCUGACCCCCACACCGGCGACCACAAGUCACAGCACGAGAGCCGCGACGGUGACGCCGUGCACGGCUACUACUCGCUGGUGCAGCCCGACGGCUCCGUGCGCAAGGUCGAGUACACCGCCGAUGACCACAACGGAUUCAACGCCGUCGUCCAUAACUCCGCCCCUUCAGUACACCCCCAGGGUUACUACUCCCACUACUAAGCGCAAACCAAAAUCAGUAUUAUUAAUGGAUAAUGACUAUUUUUUAAUUUAUUAAACGUUUUUUAUAUA